UCUCAUUGUUUUCCGCCAGACAAGACAUCGUGAAAAAUAUUCGGCGCGCCAUUUCUGUGUUUGUGCUUCCAAAAUAACUUUGUGCGGGCUCAAUAUAAUAAAAGUUUCAUUAUUAUUGUUAAACGACUAUCCCUUUGAUCUUCUGCGAGUUUGCCGCACCCGAAUAACAACACAAAGGCACUCACAAUCAUACACAUACAUAUACAUAUAUAUAAACAUAUAAUUAUUUGCGCAACCCGAGCUCGUGUUUCACUCCUUUGUGAAAUUAUUUGACGACUUGCUAUUAGUGUUUAGUGUAUGUUUGUGUGUACCAAUAGCUAGCCGGCAGAUCGAUCAAGAUGUUUGGCGGCGCUAAACCCACAUUUGGCACCGGUACCGGAACCACGGGCUUCGGAACGUUCAGCAACAGCGCAGCUGCAACGCCAUUUGGUCAAUCGGCGUUUGGGAAGCCAGCGACCCCAGCGUUUGGAGGCACAUCCGCUUUUGGCGCCCAACCAACGCAGCCCUCGAUGUUUGGCACCACACCGGCAGCGAAUCAACAGCCUGGCGGCUUGUUUGGUAGCUCGACGACAACCAGCGCUUUUGGCGGCACCACCACAGCGCCCUCAUCAUUUGGAGCAUUUUCACAAGCUCCGCAAACAUCCAACAUAUUUGGCUCCACGCAAGCAGCUCCAAACACCUCGCUAUUUGGGCAGGGUGCGACGAGUGCCUUUGGCGCCGCAAAACCCGCCACUUUGGGCCUGAGCAGCUUUGGACAAACUCCGGCAGCCCAACCACUGUUUGGUCAGCAAGCGACUGCUGCGAGCACUUCGGGCUUUGGCGGUUUUGGUCAGGCGGCGCCAACGACGACAAAUGUGUUUGGCAGUGGCGCUGCGUCGGCAUUCGGACAACCGCAAGCUGUUGCUGUGGGGGCGGCGGGCGGUGUCAAUCCGGGCACUUCAGUGGCCAAGUACCAGCCCACCAUAGGUACGGACACGCUCAUGAAGGGUGGGCAGGCAAACAAUGUGAAUACAAAACAACACUGCAUUACCGCAAUGAAAGAGUACGAGAUGAAGUCACUGGAGGAACUGCGUCUAGAGGACUAUCUGAGUUCUCGCAAAGGUCCACAGGCUGGCAGUGCGCCGGGUGGUUUCGGUUUUGGAAGUCCUGCUACCGGCACGCAACCCGCGGCCACGGGACUCUUCGGCUCACCGGCCCAGCAACAGCCCAGCACUGGCUUGUUCGGACAGACGGGCACCGAGAAUAAGAGCCUGUUUAACACCUCGGCCUUUGGCCAGCCAGCAGCAACCAGCGCCUUUGGUGCACCCGCCCAGCAGAACAAUUUCUUGCAGAAACCGUUCGGAGCUACCACGACUGGAGGCUUUGGUACCACAGCUACGGACGCUUCGAAUCCGUUUGGCGCCAAGCCUGUGGGCUUUGGGCAGACCGGAAGCCUGUUUGGCCAGACGAACGCCACGAGCUCAGCACCGGCAUUUGGACAAACCACGACUGGCUUCGGUGGUUUCGGAAGCAGCGCUGGCGCAACCACUCAGGCAACGCCGUUGUUUGGAGCAACCACUGCAAAUGAUCCCAAUAAACCCGCCUUUGGUCUGGGUGCUUCGGUGUCGCAACCGACUAGCGGAUUCGGUGGCUUUGGUGCGCCGGCAACCAGCACAGCUGGCGGCGGCGGCCUAUUCGGAUCCAAGCCGGCUACGAGCUUUGCAGCGCCUGCCUUUGGUGCCAGCUCCACAGCAAACACAGGCUUCGGCAACUUUUCGUUGAGCAACACAAAUGCGGGCACCGGAGGCGGCUUGUUCAACUCAAAUCUCAACAAGCCAGCAACCUCAGCCUUUGGUGGCUUUGGAUCCACCUCGUCGGCGCCGCUCAAUUUUAAUGCUGGUAACGCUGGCGGUUCCCUGUUCAGCAAUGCUAGCAAGCCUGGCGGCGGACUUUUCGGCGGCACAUCUACCCUGGGCGGAGCCACUGGCACAGCUACCGGUGGAGGCGGUCUCUUUGGCAACACCAACCAAAGUGGCUUUGGAUCGUCAUUGGGUGGCGGUUUUGGUACGCUUGGUGGUGGCGCUAAUACUGGUCUAUCGGGCUUAGGUGGAGUGGGCGCCGCUCCUGCUGUUGUCAUGGUGCCUAUACAUCAGCAGAUUUUAUCCAAGGUGACAUCGCCAUACGGUGAUACGCCAAUUUUCAAGGAUCUGAAGCGUAACGAUGACGUGGACGCCACACGUGCCACGAAUCCCGCCGCUCAACAGGCGGUACUGGACAUGAGCAAUAACCAGUUCAAGGUAACAAAUAAGGACGGUCCAUCCAGCGUUCGCGUAAAGGCGCUGGGCACCUCCAAUAAUCGCAAGUCCAUGUUCGAAGGCCUGGAAGAGUUUGACGCCAGCGUAGAAGGCUUCAAUCUUAAACCAAACGUCAAGCGGCUAGUGAUAAAGCCCAAAGCGGCGACACAGGGCUCUGCCACAGGCGAGGAUAACAGUGCGGCCCUGAGCCAUGGCAACAGUAACAGCAACAGCAACAACGGCACCCCAAUAGUGGGUAUAGUGCGUCCGCAACGUGAAUCAUUCAAUGGUGCCAUACCCAACGAGCCGGCACAAGCCGGAAAUGGUCAAACCUCACCAACUGCAAACAAAGCUGAUCAGGACAGUAGCCGCCGUGAGUCGUGGUUGCAUCCAAAUAACUUGGCAAAGGUGCGCCAGCACAAUCUACAGACGGGCAUAGAUCAGGCACCUUUAAAUAGCACCCUCACAGAAUUGGUACCACGCAAACCCCUUGAAACCUACAAAAGCGCAGUGCCAACACGUCUCUCUGUCUCUACAAUUCCGGAGAAUCCCUUUGAGGAUCAGGUCAGCAGCAUUGUGCGACGGGAAACUUUCAACUCGGAGCAUGGUAAUGACACUACACUGUCCAUACGCUCCAUCGAUUCGGAGCAACGCUUAUCCGUCGAGCCAACUGUCGAAGCAGAAAUCAAUACUGACGCUGACUAUGAGCCCCACCCAACGGGUAUUGUGCUCCGCCGUGUGGGCUACUAUACCAUACCUUCUCUGGAGGACCUCAAGUCGUAUCUGGCCGAGGAUGGGUCCUGCGUGGUGCCCAAUUUUACAAUUGGUCGCGAAGGUUACGGCAACGUUUACUUUGGCAAAGAGCUUGACGUGGCCGGCCUCAAUCUGGAUGAGAUUGUACAUUUUCGCAACAAAGAGGUCAUAAUAUAUCCGGACGAUGACAAUAAGCCACCCAUCGGCCAUGGAUUGAAUCGUGAAGCUCAGGUUACAUUGGAUCAGGUGUGGCCAUUAGACAAGACCAAGCAUGAAGCCAUCAAGGAUCCACAGCGCUUGCUGGAAAUCGACUGGGAGGGCAAAUUGCGUCGCGUCUGUGAUAAGAAUUCAACACGUUUCAUUGAGUAUAGGCCAGAGACAGGCAGUUGGGUGUUCCGCGUCAAACACUUCUCCAAGUACGGUCUGAACGACAGCGAUGAAGAUGACGAUGUGCCCACGGAUCCUAAAAAAGCCAAAACAAUAGCCACGGAUGCGCAACGCAUAGUUGCCACUUCCACCGAUAAAGUGAGCUUGACCUCGCAGCACAAGGCCCAACGGAUCUCGGAAGAGGCCGCACGCAACAUAGAUCCAAAAUCAUUGGCCGCCGGCGUUGCCAGCGGCUUUCGCCCCAUGGACAACUCGGCGGAGUUUCUAAUGAUGGAUAAGACGCAGUUCUUUCAAGCCGGCAGCGGCGCAGAUUUUACUAUGUUUGAUGCACCACGUACUGUGCCUAGUCCAACAGCUGCUCUGGCCCAGGAUAUUGUAGGCAAACAACCGCACAAAAUGCAGUUGAUGAAAUCAUCACUGUUUGUAGAAGAUCAAGGCAGCGACGAUGAAUUAGAUGCACAGCCAAAAUUGAAUCCACCUCAGGUGAAGCGCACCCCCAAUUUAUUUAACAAGGACACAUAUCUGUGGAAGGAACCGGCUGCAUCGGAGAGCUCAAGUGAUUAUGGUCGACAAUCACCACUUUUGGCCGUCUCCUCAUCCGCUUCAGUUACCAGUAUAAUUCGCGACGUCCAAUCGGAGGAGGCUUCAUCGGUGGUAGCUGAAAGUGUGAAGCCUGCCCAAAAGAAGACUCCAGCAACAUCUUUGGGCAACCAACUCAAACCAUUCGACUUUGUUAUAAAACCCAAAGUGGCACCUAUUAAGGUCUUCGGCUCAGUGGUACCCUUGACUCGAUCCAUAGCAUAUGGUCACUACAGUCACUGGAUUGCCGAUCUCGGCUUCUACAAAGGACGGAGUUUCAAACUCAGCUUUGGACCACAAAACACAUUAAUGAUACCCAACACGUUUAACAAUCUACGCAGCGUUCAUGAGGUCAAAAACAAGAUGUUGCCCGCGGCGCUAGUAUUUCAGCCACGAGCCUCUAAUGAUUUAUCAUCAAAUGUGCUACAGCGUAUAAAGUUCAACACGGUGGAUAUGUAUACUCAGUUUGCCGAAAGCAUUGUACCUCACUUGAUAGUCCAACUGGAAGAUUGCAGCUUCAACAAGGUGGAAGGCAGCGGAUGCCCUUGGCUGCAGUCCAACAAUGGAACACAACUGAUUGCCAAGCACCUGGCCGAAGCCAUUAAGCUGAACAAUACCAGCACCAUGGCUGCUUAUGGUGUGUCCGUGUGGUCGCUUCUAUUUGCACUGUGGGGAGAGCAUGAUGAGCUCAUUGGACGGGAUGACAACUCACAUUAUGUGAUCAUGUGUCGGCGCAAUCUGCUUUCGGAGUGGUUGGAAAACACGUUGGUUAGCAAAGACCUGUUAUCAAAGAAGGUCAGCAGCAAUAGCUACCUAGAGCACAUGCUAGAAUUGUUAAGCUGCCAUCGUGUAACCGAAGCUUGUGAAUUGGCUUUUAAAUACGAUGAUGCAAACUUGGCUUUGAUCCUGGCGCAGCUUAGCUCUGGGGCUGUGGUGCGUCUACUCAUGGAGGAGCAACUGUUUGCUUGGCAACAGAGCAAAUCCGAUAAAUACAUAAGCCUGGAGCGUAUCAAGAUGUUCAUGUUGGCCGCAGGCGUGCCACUAAUGAUGUCCUCGCAUGGUCCCAUAAAUCUGCUUGAGGACGGUAACUGGCUAAACGUAUUGGCGUUACAGCUAUGGUACUUUACUGCGCCCACGUCGACAAUAACUGAUGCCUUGUUGGAGUACGACAAGGCCUUCCAAGCCGAAGAACUCUACGCGCAUGAGCCGAAACCAAACUACAAUGGCACCCCCUACAAGAGCAAGAAUCCUGUAUAUGAUCUGCGUUACCACCUGCUGCAGCUCUUCUCCAAGCGUAAGCAUUCCUUGGAGCAAACAUUGAACCCAAUUACACAUACCUCCGAUCCAAUGGACUUUCGGCUGAGCUGGAUGCUGCUGCAAACCUUAGAAGCACUAGGCUAUAGACAUUGCAACCCCUUGACAGAGGCGCAGUUUCACGUGGAUUUUGCCAGCCAGCUAGAGAAUGAGGGCUUGUGGCAAUGGUCCGUAUUUGUGCAAUUGCAUAUCAAAGAUCGUAAUCAGCGUGAACGCGCUGUGCAGCACACACUGCAACAGCAUGUCAGCAUAGACGCCCAUGCGGCACUAAGCGAAGAGGAGCAGUUUGUCAUCCACCAAUUAGGUGUGCCGGAAACUUGGGUGGACUAUGCAAAGGCAUUAAAAGCUGGUGCCAAAGGCCAGCGCCACAUGCAAGCAAAGUAUUUAUUAAAGGCCAAGCACUGGGUGUUAGCCCAUGAAAUCAUCUUCCAAUAUAUUGCACCAGAUGCCGUGAUAAACAGUAAUUUGGAGUAUUUGUACAAUCUGCUGAGCCAGUUUGAGUCUACGGAGAGCACCGUCAAAGUACCAAACUGGACAAAUCAGGGUCAGAUAUUUCUGGAUUACAUUGAUAUCAACGAAAAGUUCAAGCACAUACACAACGUAAGCAGCGUGGAGGAUAUACAAGCGCGCUGGGAAAAUCUGAAGCCGCAGCUCAGUGAGAUUUGUUCACGUAUCAGUCUGCUGCCAUGCCCCACAUCCAAGCAUCGUCUUUGCCAGAGUGAAAUAGCAAAGAGCUUGAGCUGCUUGGUGAAUGGCAUGUGCAUAGUUUGUCCUGAACUGGAGCCAUGUGUUGUAUUAAGAAUGGCUUUAGAGCGUUUGCCCAUGCCUCAAGAGUUUUCCACCAAAGAGCUGAACAAUCUGCUCGACGAGCUGAUGCAAAAGAUACAGAGCCAGCGACCAUUCACGGAAUCGGAAACAGCGCCACUCCGGACCAACGGGAGCAUAUUGAUGCAAAGCUAAAUAAUAUGGACCUAUUAAUAGAUAGAUAAACCUGGAAAAAUUGAAACACAGACGAUAUAUAGUUUAGCCUACCAACCAUUUCAAUUAGAGUUAAUAUAUAUAUAUAUAUAGUUUUACAUAUAAAAAUACGCAUGCAGUUAUCUGUUAUGACAAAAAUAUAAAUAACUUAAAAGAAAAAGGAAAAUUUGUGUAAAGUAAGCUACGUUUCGUUACAAACCUCAGCUAGAAAUGCUAUCACUUAAUCUUAGUUAUUUGUUCACCAUUUAAAAUUGCUAGGAUGUCAAUAAUUAAUAACUACGUAUUUUUGAUAAACAAUAAAA
Messenger RNA from Drosophila mojavensis, 6586 nucleotides. It is a transcript of the gene Nup98-96, whose product is annotated as nuclear pore complex protein Nup98-Nup96. Gene Ontology annotation, molecular function: structural constituent of nuclear pore. Lineage: Eukaryota; Metazoa; Arthropoda; Insecta; Diptera; Drosophilidae. Gene Ontology annotation, biological process: RNA export from nucleus; post-transcriptional tethering of RNA polymerase II gene DNA at nuclear periphery; protein import into nucleus. The transcript has 9 exons. Gene Ontology annotation, cellular component: nuclear pore cytoplasmic filaments; nuclear pore. The record is from RefSeq and is a predicted model, not a curated record. The coding region runs from base 339 to 6266 and encodes 1975 amino acids.